AUGCUACAGAAUGUUGGGUUUACAUAUAAAGUGAAUCUGCUGGCCUGUUGGGUACCGUCUUAACUAUUUACAAAGUGUGUCUGGUGAUAAUCACUGGUGGCAUGGCAUUGGGAUUUCCUAGAUGGAGAUCUCCAGUCAUGCACAACUGCAGCUGAUCAUGAUAUAUGAAACAUGAAUGAAUGCUGUACACACACACACAGCUCCUUUUGAUUGACUCCUUCGUGCACAGGGAAUAAAUUAAGAGAUUUCAGAAGUGUUUAUAUUUCUUAGUCAUUUCCUGCUGUUUUGUUCGCCCCUACAGAGACCAAUAACGCAGCUGCCAUUUCCAGUAAUGCUUGGAACAAGAUGGAGGAAAUCUGCCAGCCGGUCCAUGGCCCUGUAGAGGUGGCAUUAAAAUGUGAAGAGGGGGCCUCAGGGGAUAGAGGAAAUAAGGAGGUAGAGAAUUGCCUACCAGAUGGGGACCCACUUUUCUUGUGUUCUGUGGAAAAAAAGACUGUUUCAAUUAAGGAAGAGGAAUGUGAGUGGGAAUCUGUGCACCAUGAACAGGAUCAUCACUGCAUUAAGGAGGAGGAGGAUUGUGAAUGGAGAACAGUGGUCAUUAAAGAAGACUUUGAGCACAACCCUGACCUUCAGAAACAUGAAGUAGUAAACUGCAUCAAGGAGGAAACUCUUAAAUCAGAAUCUUUCUCAUGGUAUGUGUGUCCAGAUGGAGAAGUAACGGGAGCAGGCUCUGGUCAGAGUGGACUCCUGUCUGCACAGAGACAAUCUAUUCAUGUAAAGUCUGAACUUCUGGAGUGUGAUGCACCAGAGACUGAGAAAGCAUCUUCUCAAAGUCAGUGUGAAGGAGAUUUCCAAGGGGACAGAAGCUGUUCUGUGUUCUUAAUUAAUCAGGUCUCACUUCAGGGUAACUCUGAGCAUAAUCAACUAGGUGAAGCCGAGAGACUUCAAACUGGAACAAAGUCUCAUUGUUGCACCGUAUGUGGCAAGCAAUUCCCACACAAGAAUCGCCUUCAGGUACAUGUAAGAAUCCACACUGGAGAAAAGCCAUAUUCCUGCACAGAAUGUGGCAAGAGGUUUAUACAAAAAAGUGGCCUUGAAGCUCAUAAGAGAGUUCACACUGGAGAGAAGCCGUAUUGCUGUAUGGAAUGUGGCAAGCGAUUUCCACGCAAAUACUCUUUUCUGGAGCACAAGAAAGUUCACACGGGAGAGAAGCCAUAUUGCUGCCUGGAAUGUGGCAAGCUUUUCUCAUGCACAGGGUCGCUUGAGAAACACAAAAGAAUUCAUACUGGAGAGAAGCCAUACAACUGCUCAGAAUGUGGCAAACAAUUCAGACACUCAAGUGCACUUCAAAAACACAAGAGAAUUCACACUGGAGAGAAACCGUAUUCUUGUACAGAGUGUGGAAAACGAUUUAGAGAAGCAAGUACUCUGCAGCAACAUAAGAGAAUUCACACUGGAGAGAAACCAUAUAGCUGUGUAGAUUGUGGCAGACAAUUCAGACACUCAAGUGGUCUUCAGUUACACCGGAGAAUUCACACAGGAGAGAAGCCAUAUUGCUGUACUCACUGUGGCAAACAGUUUAUACAAUCGGGUGCUCUUCAACGGCAUGAGAGAACUCAUGCUACAGAAUUUAACUUAAAUAAUGAAUAGCCUUGUUUGAGGAGGUACUGGUGAGUACAGACAAUAUAAAAGAUGCUUCAGCAGUCUGCUCAAGCAAAAAGUAAGGGGCUUAGAUGCAAGUCUCUGUCUCUCAAGGUAUUAAAAGCAACUGAUGCAGGCAAACCUGGAGUAAAAUAGUAUAAUGACUGCAGAGUCAAAGGAGAAGAAAGGUAGAGAAGGCAGGGAGGACUAACACCUGCGUGGAGUUGUACUGGAAAGGACUUACCAAAGAUAUUUAGUUGUAUGACUAAAACCGAAGGUUUCCAAAUGCCUUUCACAUUUUGAAUUUUAAUAACGUCCAACAAUACAGCCUAAUUGCACUUCAGCAUUCUCAUGUGUGUAUUUGACAAGGCACCUUCAAUUUGGUUGUUUUGACUGAGAAAUUCAAAAAGGAUAUUUGCAACAGGAUCAAAAACCAGGAAGGAUGGUUUGUGACAUUACUGUUCAGCAGGGCAUUAAAUCUGCAAGCUUGCUUCUCUGCACCUUUAUUUACAAAUCCAUCUCUUGGAAACCAAGUACACUUGUAAAUAAUUGCUUUGUAAAUUACCUAAACAUGUAGAUUUCCAAAAUAUGCAGUUGGUAGAAAGAAACCCGUUUCAGUUGCAUACAUUUGAUACCUGGAUUUUACAGAUGUUCCAAAACAGCAAAACUUUCAGCAAUGAAAGCUCAUCAAGUAUCGAACACUGAUUCUUGAUGGAGGAUACCUAGUCAGGCAAGUGGGCCAAGAAGGCACAUGUAAAUACCACAGGAUAAAUGUAAGUGUGGUAAGCAUUAAAGUACUUAAGUAAAAUAAGUGAUUAAUCUGGAAGGACAAAAUUCAAGCUAUUGAACAGCGGACAUUCCUCAGUAUGUAAUACAACCUUGUACUAAAUGCUGGCCUUUUUUUUUUUUUUUUAUACAAAUAUUUUAAUUACUUAUUAUUUACCAAUUACUCACCAGCUUAUCGUGAAAUCUACUUCAGCUGCUGGCAUGAAUCUGUCCAAAUGAAUCAGGCCAUGUACAGAACUAUCAUACAGAAAUUAGACUGGCCUGUGGCACGGACUUCUGAAUUAACACAGAAACAAAAACAUUCAUUAAGAAAAUUGACUAAUAAAAAUAGCAGGCAAGUAUAAAUAAGGCUUUAUGGAUAUUACUCAAUUGGGGACCAACACCUAACACAAGCUUGGCCUGAAACAGGUAAACUGAGAGCAGGAGAUGUGUCUGAAUGAGUGCAGAUGGUAGCUCAUGGCCUCCUUUAAAAUAAGCACUGUCCAAAUAAGUAAAUACAGAUUGUGGCAAAGGGCUAGAAUUGAAGUUGUGCUGUACCUGUAGAUGUUAGUAUGCAAAUAACUUUACUACUCUGAAUGUCUUUGGUGACUGGCCAUGAACUCAAGUAGAAGUUAAGCUGUUGUUGGAACAUUUGAGGAAUACCUUUUUCUUUUCAGUGCAUAGUCAUUCAUUUUGACUUGUUGAUAAUGAGCUUGUGAUUGGAAUACAGAUCGUAUGUAAUGUCAGAUUUUAAAGUUUACAUUUAAUUUGUGAAAACUAAAUCUGCAGUAGAGUUAACCAUGACAGAAUCAGAUGAUCAUUUGUCCUUAUCAGUCAUAACAGACAAAGGCAAGUAGGGGAAGAAAGAAAUUAGUGGUUUUUAAUGUGAUGCUCAAUGUUCCACUUUGUAAUGAAUUCAUGUCAAUAUGUAAUAUGGCAAGCAAAGGCCGUAGCAAAAUGAUCUGUGUUCUUAUCAACUCUUUAGACAUCUGGAAUCUACCAGAGGAAAUGUGUGAAUGUUUAUUUGGGCCCUUACUGUUUGACGAUUGAGGAUAAAUAAUCUGGGAGUCUCAACUCAACAGGAUUCUGUUAGUCAGCAUGGGGGUAAUUAAUGAAUAGAGAUCACACCAUCUUGUCAAAUCAAAAUGUGCAUACUUAAGGAACAGAGAUCCCGGGGAAUAAAGAGAUGUGUUUUAUGUAAUCCUUGUGUUGCUACUGGCCACAGGUAGAAAAUUGCUGAAGCUGAUGUUAAUUUACAAGACUUCUACUUGUUGGCUGUGUCAGACUUGCUAACUCCAUUGCUGAUUUCUUCAAUAUACCACAUCAGUUUACACAACUGAAAAUCACUGGACAUGUAACAUUUAGCAACUGCAUGCCGACCUCCCAACACAGUUCUCACCCAUUUUUCUGACUGCCCAAUAAUGUGCUGCCUGCCACAGCUACUGCCAUAUGAAGGGUUAACGGGUACGCAGGGUCCAGCCACAAUUUUGUCUCUUUGCCACCAGUAUGUUGUAGUACAUACACGUCAAGAGAGCAGACAGCUGAUCCUCUUUUAUUUGUGAGGCAUAAACCACCAGCAUUCCUUACUCAUUAAAUGCAUUCUACAGCCAAAUGAGCAUUCAUUGGUUGUCAGCUCUUCUGCAGACACAGCUCACCCCUAAAAGUAAAGUCAAACCUGUUUCAAAGUUGUGGACUAGUUUGAGCUAGUUCCUGGGUGCAUCCCAUUGCACAACUAGCUCACACAAGCUCACCGCUGUCUCUGACUUGCUAAGAUUAUAUACAUUAUAAUUAUAUACUACUGAAAAUCGCUGAUAAAUGCAUGUGACAUGGUCAAAAGUUGAAUGUUACUAUUUUCUUCCUGUGGCAUGUAUAUAAGAGAGUGUUCUUGGUCCUUUCCAAGGUAUUUGUUUGGCAAGGGGAAUAUACUCCGUGCCUAGCUGUCACUGGCUGUUUCACAUCCUUGCACAGAAAGGCUGGCUGUGGACCCUGGGCCUUGGAGUCUGAAUCUAACACUUGAGCAACAGGAAAGCUUCCCAGCCCCCAACUGAAGAAGGCAGCUUGUUACGUCCAAAGUACAGGUGGGUGGGGCUCGCAUUAUACUAAACAGCAACAGACAUACACACCCUCAUCUGUUAUUACAAUAGCCAAAGAGCUUAAAGUCUCUUUCCCCAGUGCUUCCCAGAUGAAGCCAGAUAUCGAUUCAUCAUCCAACUGAAGAGGACUUUGUUUAAAGUGUAUUUGACAUAAACAGUAACCCCAGCUCCUUUUAUGUUCCAUCUUAUCCUUCCUAAAAAAUGUGCAUCGCUCCAGCUUUGUAAUUUAGCCAGGUUUGUUACCACUGUAUCGUUAUAAUUCUGCUCCACUGCAUACAACUUCAACUCACUUGUUUUAUUUUUGAUACUUUAAGCAAUAAGACAUGAUAUUUUUAAUGUGUUGCUAAUUUCACAGUGACACCUUAGGUCCACCAUUGGUCUGCAUAAGAAGCUAGUCACUCUUUCAGAGAGAUCUUCUACCUGCACACCUGGAAGACACCACACUGUAUUGAGAAUCUGGCUCUGGAGCAAACUUUCACUUCAAUCCCCUAACGAUGAUCACACUUUUUCUCUGUGGGGAUUGAAGUUGAGGUGGCCUAGGCUUCAGAGACACCAUCCAGCUCUGCAAAGACCAGAAAAUGGUUUGAUGCCCUCUGGACAAUGUGCACCUUUUGAGCAUGUCACCUACAUCUACCUGGCUGAUCUGGAGCCCCCUCCCGCACCACCUUAAGGAUGCACACUAAUCCUUAAAUCAGGAGUUCUCAAACUGGUCCGUUGGACCCACUGUGGCUGCAGGCUUCUGUGUUUAAUUGAAGUCCUCAGCUAAUUAAGUGAGCUGUUACUUCUCAGAUUGCGUUUUAGUAACAAUUUACUAAUUAUGUACGAAUUAGCAUUUCUGCCACUAAAGUAGUUGCAGCUUUUCAUGAUUCAGUGUUUGGGUGUCUGCUCUGCUAACUUUUAAUCAUCAUUAUUAAAAUACAAUGAAGGGAGCCAACUGCACAGAGAGGGGGAAAAUAUAAUGAAAUCAACAAGAGUUAA
This is a messenger RNA of Erpetoichthys calabaricus (reedfish), 5477 nucleotides long. Its product is annotated as zinc finger protein 501-like. The record is from RefSeq and is a predicted model, not a curated record. Bases 346 to 1650 code for a protein of 434 amino acids. The transcript has 2 exons. Gene Ontology annotation, biological process: regulation of transcription by RNA polymerase II. Gene Ontology annotation, molecular function: RNA polymerase II cis-regulatory region sequence-specific DNA binding; DNA-binding transcription factor activity, RNA polymerase II-specific. Gene Ontology annotation, cellular component: nucleus. Lineage: Eukaryota; Metazoa; Chordata; Cladistia; Polypteriformes; Polypteridae.